Messenger RNA from Pseudovirgaria hyperparasitica, 1068 nucleotides. RefSeq lists its product as uncharacterized. The record is from RefSeq and is a predicted model, not a curated record. Gene Ontology annotation, molecular function: metallopeptidase activity. The transcript has a single exon. The coding region runs from base 55 to 1068 and encodes 337 amino acids. Lineage: Eukaryota; Fungi; Ascomycota; Dothideomycetes; Acrospermales; Acrospermaceae.
CUAUAACUCUUUAUUUCCCUCACAUCCUCUUAUUUGGACUCUUGAUUAUCAAAUAUGGUAAUGCUACUCCUAGUGUUAUUACUAAGUUUAUUAACUCUUUCCUCGGCCCGGACAUACGCUUGGCACGAGUCAUGCGAUAAAUAUUCAGAUUUUCCAGGUGUUAAGGAUGUGAUGGACGAGGUGAUAAGAAGUGCUAGACUAGCUCAUCGUUAUUUAGAGCUAAAAGAUAGUCCCCCUGGCAUCGAUCGUGCCUUCCGUCGUAUGUUUGAUCCUAGGGAUCCCUCUGCGUAUGAAAGUACCGCCCGGAGGGUGGCAUCUGUUAUGCGUAGUGUAACGGAAAUGAGACCUUCGCCUCAAUUCUUCGACGCAGAGGCGCUAUUCUACUGCGACAACGAUAAGCGGUGGAAGAUCAAACUUGACCAAGAGAGCGGACAAUCCCCACUCCAGGAAAUGAUAAAAUCUUGGCGUCGUCAGUUUCCAUCUUUACAUACCAAAAAAGAUGAAGAGAUCAUUGAAAGACUAUUGAUGUAUAGCCCAACAAGAGUAAGGGGAAUGGUCACGUUCGAAGACGCUGAGAGCGGGAUGGUCACGAAUGACUUCCCAGGCUGCAUGGACCCAGAAUAUUCUACGAGUGUGGGCGCGAUAAUGUAUCGAGAUCAAGCCCCCAGUACCGCAGACACGAUACCUGAAAGCCGGAACACUCUCACGCUAUGUGAUGCAGUGCUGAAAAGUGGAUUCAGAACUAUGGAGCACUACGUACAAGAGGCCACCAAAAACGAUCCGCAUAGGGUGCUAAAUCUCCAGGUCUUCGAAGCAGACAAAUUGGUUUCGUUUCUUAGCCUUACAUUACUUCAUGAGCUCAUGCAUGUGCUGUAUACCGAAAUAGGGGACGAAAAGUACGGGACAGGGUGGACUGCUUGUCAACAGUUACCUACGAGCGCUGCGCUCAUAAAUGCGGAAAGCUAUGCUUAUUUCGGUAUACUCGCACUAUUAUUUGAGAUGGGGUAUGAACUAAGUUCUAGUCCAAGAGAGGCUUACGUUGGUAAAUUAGUUAAAAAAACUUCCUAG